GCAACGCAGGGAGCAUCAAAUUUUCAGUCCUGUUCCAACACUUUCUGCGUAUCAGCCGUUCGGUGUCAGUAAUAUUUAUAUUUGGUGAAACGAAAACGAAAAAUUGUCUAAAAAUUAAUCGAAAAUGGAGGCAGAACCUUUGACUAACUUAGAUGUUGCCACCACGCCAAUGGCGAGCUCUAAAAUUGAAACCCAAAACGAGUCGAACAUUGAGAAAACCGAAGCCGAUGCCGAUGCAGUGUCCCUUAAUGCCAUGGACGACAACAGGCGCUUCUUUAAAAUGCAUACAGGGGACUUGGCUCCAGAAGAUGUUCACAUUUUGGUGCUGAUUUUGGACAUUGAUUACGGACAGAGCUACAUUCAGUCGGGCAAAGUGGACAUGGCCCUGAAUAUGGUCGAUGCUGCCAUGGUGCUGGCCAAUGGCCAUCUGCUGCAGCGACCCCGCAACGAGGUGGGGGUCAUUGCCUGCUCCCGGAACAUUGUCAUGCUGGCCCAUUCGAUUGAUAUACCAUUAACCUCAUACGAUUAUCAACUGGACACGAUCAAGACCAUGGAGUACGACGUGUCCAGGAAGGUGGAGGAGGAGCUGUUGCGCGAAUUCGCCAUCGUGGAGAAGUUGAGUGAGGAGGACGACAAGUCCUCGCUCAUAGCCGAGUCCCUUGGCCUGGCUCUGGCCUACAUCCAGAAGCGACGUCGCCAGAUACCCGACAUAUACACGGGACGCCGCGUCCAGGGGCGCAUUCUCCAUCCGAGCUACGACAACUUGAUCCUGGAGGCCCUGGAAACCAAUGUGACUAUCAAUGUGUGCGCCAUCAAGGUGGAAAAGCAGAAGCCGCUGCAGCGCGCCACCGAAGUCACCGACGGCCUCUACCUCUGCACCAACGAGACGUUCAGUCUGCCCGGCAGCCUGGUCGACCACUAUCUGUAUCCCAGCUACUUGGUCAAGGCGCCCAAGCCCCACAUCACGACGCCCGCCCGCUGUGCCUGUCACGGCUUCGACAACAAGAUUGGAUUCGUGUGCGCCAAGUGCAAUCUGGCGAGGCCAAAGCGCCCACGGGCACUGGCGAGAUCAAGUGCAAGGACAGCAACUCGACUGGCAUUGUCUUCUGGACCAAAGAGAAGCCCAAGCCUGUGCUGCACACCUUGGAGUCGCAUAUCGCCCGGCGCAUACAGUCGAAUGAUUCGGAAAUUCCCAUCGGACGACGCAUUCACUCGAUUGUGCGCAUCACCAAUGCCACAGAUGCCGAUAUACAUCUGGCCAUGUGUGGCUUCUUCUGAGCCAAAACACACCAGUCAAUACACAGCCAAUACACCUAUACAACACUAUAUACACUAUACUACACUAUUACACUGUUCGUGUGUGUGUGUGUGUAAACCAACAAAUUCCGUACACUUUGGGGCCAAGCUAAGCGCUGAAAAGGUGUCAUCCAUAGCAUUGAACCUUUUAGCGCUAGCAAACACAGAUCGUCCAGUGGCAGGACAUUGCGAUUGCCCAUCGCAAGACACAAUACAAAAAAUCAUUUAAUAAUAAUCGAGCUAUGACGCCCCAGGCCAAAGCUCUGAAGGGUUCAUGCUCGCAGCUUCCCCUUGAAUCCCCUUUGGCGCUAGAGAGGCACUCCAGAUCUCACCCUCUCUCCAUAAGUAUAUUUUGUGAUGACUCAUGAUCCAGAUAUCAUACAGCAUAUAGCGGCUGCAGUGCUAAAAGGUUAAUACGCUACUAUUGAACCUUUUAGCGCUGGAAAAUACACUCGGAC
Molecule: messenger RNA, 1754 nt
Organism: Drosophila obscura
Lineage: Eukaryota; Metazoa; Arthropoda; Insecta; Diptera; Drosophilidae
Product: general transcription factor IIH subunit 3-like
Exons: 5
Coding region: 125-1525 (466 amino acids)
Biological process (GO): regulation of DNA-templated transcription; nucleotide-excision repair
Cellular component (GO): transcription factor TFIIH core complex; transcription factor TFIIH holo complex
Source: RefSeq, a predicted model, not a curated record